This is a messenger RNA of Solanum lycopersicum (tomato), 482 nucleotides long. NCBI's taxonomy places the organism in Eukaryota, Viridiplantae, Streptophyta, Magnoliopsida, Solanales, Solanaceae. The record is from RefSeq and is a predicted model, not a curated record.
UGUAAGAUAUAUGGUUUCUGAACUAAAUGAAGAGCUUGUUGAUGCCACUAUCAUAUUCUGCGAUGCAUUUGAAGGUUCAAUGGACAUUAUUCAGAAUUACAACCGUUAUGGUUUCAAUGUGACAGAUGAGGCUUGCUGUGGUUUAGGUGAAUAUAAAGGUUGGAUCAUGUGUGUUUCCCCUGAAAUGGCGUGCAGUAACGCCUCUAGCCACAUCUGGUGGGAUCAAUUCCAUCCGACUGAUGCUGUGAAUGCUAUCCUCGCUGACAACGUCUGGUCCAGCCUGCAUACACCUAUGUGUUACCCUAUGAACCUGCAAGACAUGUUAGCUCAAAGCACCAGAUAGGUUCAACUUAGAGACAAUUGUGAAUAUAUGGCCAUUGUAUAGAUAGUAUAUCAUUCUUUGUGUCUUUACAUGUAGCUUUGUUAUUUCUGCAAUGUCAACUUUUUCUGCUAAGUGCAUUCAGCUUGAGUAGUUUCUCUAA